UGCAAUAUCAUUUGGUUUCAUCCGUGGUUUGAUCUUGAGAAUAAUUCAUCAACAUAAGUUUUCCUCUCAUGUCCCUCCACUGACAUCAUCCAACUGACUUGCUGAUAAAAUAGACAGCUUGAGGAGAAUCUGAGGAAAGUGUGCAAAGGACAUGUAUAAGGACAGACACUCAUCUUUUCAGUAAUGUGGGCAUUUGUGAUCAUGAAGAAACAAGAAUAUAUGAAUGGAGAGCAAAGUGUUUCCAUAUGUAAAAAUUAGAGUGCUGGGAAUCAAAGCUAUACUGGGAAAAAUGUCAUGAGAGGUGCAAAGCUCCUGGUAGCAUUUAUAUUCUAACUUGAACUUCUUCUGGCUUGCUCUGAAUACUUCGGUGUCUUAAAUAAUUGAUGAAGCAUUAAACUGGGAGAGUAUUGAAGAGAAAAGUGGGCACUGUGGGGACCUGAGAGCCCUGUACUUCCAUGAGCUGCCUGCAGGGCCAGCAGUCUAUGUGGAAUCCAGAUGCCUCUUCCUGCUAUGUAUUUGAGCAGCACUUCAAACAGCUCUCUCCCGAGAGAACUCCAAUGAGAGGACUGUUUUGGUUUGAGUCAAACGGAUGCCCUGCCUUGUAUCAAUAGAAUACAUACACUAGAAUAACUAAGUUUUACAACCGAGGUUGGUUUUUCACACUUCAGGCAGAGUUGACUGAGGUCUAGAAGCUCAUUGGGAGAAUAACAACGCAAGAAGCUUUGGACUCAAGAAUAUUUACCCAAAAGGCGAACAAAGCAGACAUCCAUCCCUGGAUUACAAAGCAGUAUUCUAACUCAAAGGCUUGAGAAGACUCGAUUCACUGCUAUUGCUACCAGAUAUCCUCUGAGAGCCAAGCAGAGAACAUUAAGGAAGGAAGGAGGGAUGAAGCUGGAAGCAGCGCAGUAAGCGGAGGCGCUUGAAGCAGCGGGCCACUCACUAGCCGGAGACUCCACUGCCGCCAGCAUGAGAACUUACCGGUACUUCCUGCUGCUCUUUUGGGUUGGUCAGCCCUACCCAACUUUCUCCGCUCCAUUGUCUAAGAGGACUAGUGGUUUCCCAGCAAAGAAAAGGGCCCUGGAGCUCUCAGGAAACAGCAAAAAUGAGCUGAACCGUUCAAAAAGGAGUUGGAUGUGGAAUCAGUUCUUUCUCCUGGAAGAAUAUACGGGAUCGGAUUAUCAGUAUGUGGGCAAGUUACAUUCAGACCAGGAUAGAGGAGAUGGAUCACUUAAAUAUAUCCUUUCAGGAGAUGGAGCAGGAGAUCUCUUCAUUAUCAAUGAAAACACAGGCGACAUACAGGCCACCAAAAGGUUGGACAGGGAGGAAAAACCGGUUUACAUCCUUCGAGCUCAAGCUAUUAACAGAAGGACAGGGAGACCUGUAGAGCCCGAGUCUGAAUUCAUCAUCAAGAUCCAUGACAUCAACGACAAUGAACCAAUAUUCACCAAGGAGGUUUACACAGCUACUGUUCCCGAAAUGUCUGAUGUCGGCACAUUUGUUGUCCAGGUCACUGCAACGGAUGCUGAUGACCCAACGUACGGGAACAGCGCUAAAGUUGUCUAUAGUAUCCUACAGGGACAGCCCUAUUUUUCAGUUGAAUCAGAAACAGGUAUCAUUAAGACAGCUCUGCUCAACAUGGAUCGAGAAAACAGAGAACAGUACCAAGUGGUGAUCCAAGCCAAGGACAUGGGCGGCCAGAUGGGAGGAUUAUCGGGGACCACCACGGUGAACAUCACGCUCACUGAUGUCAACGACAAUCCCCCCCGGUUCCCCCAGAGUACAUAUCAAUUUAAAACUCCUGAAUCUUCUCCACUGGGUACACCAAUUGGCAGAAUCAAAGCCAGUGAUGCUGAUGUAGGAGAAAAUGCUGAAAUUGUGUACAGUAUCACAGAUGGUGAGGGGCUGGAUAUGUUUGAUGUCAUCACUGACCAGGAAACCCAGGAAGGAAUUAUAACUGUCAAAAAGCUCUUGGACUUUGAAAAGAAGAAAAUAUACACCCUCAAGAUAGAAGCCUCCAAUCCACGUGUAGAAACUCGAUUUCAGUACCUGGGUCCAUUCAAAGACUCAGCCACAGUGAGAAUUGUAGUGGAGGAUGUUGAUGAGCCACCUGUCUUCAGCAAACUAGCCUACAUCCUACAAAUAAGAGAAGAUGCUCAGAUAAACACAACCAUAGGCUCAGUCACAGCUCAAGAUCCAGAUGCCAGCAGGAAUCCCAUCAAGUACUCUGUUGAUCGACACACAGAUAUGGACAGAAUCUUCAACAUUGAUUCUGGAAAUGGUUCAAUUUUUACAUCGAAACUUCUUGACCGGGAAACAGUACUAUGGCACAACAUUACAGUGAUAGCGACAGAGAUUAAUAAUCCAAAGCAAAGUAGCCGAGUACCUUUAUAUAUUAAAGUUCUAGAUGUCAAUGACAAUGCCCCAGAAUUUGCUGAGUUCUACGAAACCUUUGUCUGUGAAAAAGCAAAGGCAGAUCAGCUGAUCCAGACCCUACGAGCCAUUGACAAGGAUGAUCCUUACAAUGGACACCAAUUCUCCUUCUCUUUGGCCCCUGAAGCAACCAGUGGUUCAAACUUUACCAUUCGUGACAAUAAAGACAACACAGCAGGAAUCUUAACUCGGAAAAAUGGCUAUAAUAGACAUGAGAUGAGCACCUAUCUCCUCCCUGUGGUCAUUUCAGACAACGACUACCCAGUUCAAAGCAGCACUGGGACAGUGACUGUCCGGGUCUGUGCAUGUGACCACCAUGGGAACAUGCAGUCCUGCCAUGCGGAGGCCCUCAUCCACCCCACGGGAUUGAGCACAGGGGCUCUGGUGGCCAUCCUUCUGUGCGUCGUGAUCCUACUAGUGACAGUGGUGCUGUUUGCAGCUCUGAGGCGGCAGCGAAAGAAAGAGCCCUUGAUCAUUUCCAAAGAGGACAUCAGAGAUAACAUUGUCAGUUACAACGACGAAGGUGGUGGAGAGGAAGACACCCAGGCCUUUGAUAUUGGCACUCUGAGGAAUCCUGAAGCCAUAGAGGACAACAAAUUACGCAGGGACAUUGUACCUGAAGCUCUUUUUCUACCCCGACGGACUCCAACAGCUCGCGACAACACCGAUGUCAGAGAUUUCAUUAACCAAAGGUUAAAGGAAAAUGACACGGACCCCACUGCCCCGCCGUACGACUCCUUGGCCACAUAUGCCUAUGAAGGCACCGGUUCGGUGGCCGAUUCCCUGAGCUCUCUAGAGUCUGUGACCACGGAUGGUGAUCAAGACUAUGAUUACCUUAGUGACUGGGGCCCUCGAUUCAAAAAGCUGGCAGAUAUGUACGGAGGGGUGGACAGCGACAAAGACUCCUAAUCGGUUGCCUUUUUCAUUUCCCAGUAUGACACUGAAACACGUGAAGUGGCUAUUUCUUUCUAUUUAUCCACUAUUCUGUAAAGGGUUCUCUGUUGUACCCGUUCCAAAAGCCAAUGGCUGCAGUCCAUGUGGAUCCAAUGUUAGAGACUUUUUUCUAGUACACUUUUAUGAGCUUCUAAGAGGCAAAUUUUUAUUUUUGAGUGUGCCCAGUUAACCAAGUCAGCCCAGUAGGCAGGUGCUGGAGGAGCAGACAGGGAGCUGUAUGUUCACUUUUUCUCUGAGGGAGGGUUUGGAACUUGCUGGUUACAGCUGGCCUGGCAUAUUAUGACACUCUAUGGCCUCAGGUCAGCAGCCUGCCCUAACUGUACAUUUCACAUGCUGAUGAGAUAAAGGAUUGUGCUUUAAUGACAAAGGUACAGCUUUAGUUAAAAAAAAAAAAAUAAACAACUGGGAAGUUGUUUCACAAGGAGAAGAUCAUAAACCACAUAAGUUGUAAGGGUGUGUAUGUCUGUCACAAAAAUUUAAAAUGACAUUCAGCCAGUCUUGUUUGUGCUCUGAAGACUUUUUCUCGCAGCAGCUACUCAAAACAGCAAAUACACAAAUGCUUUCAUAUUCUUUUUCUCUUAAGGAAUAGAAGCAUAUUACAUGGAAACAUUCACAGAUAAUAAUAACAAAAGACUUGAGACAUCAUUCCUCGCCAAUAACAAAAUGUGUUACACAUAGGGCAUGUAAAAGUUUGCCUUUGCACCGUAUAAAGGGAAAUAGACAAUGGUUAAUAGUACAAACAAAGGAAAUACUUAGCAUAUUGUGAAGUUUUGGCCUCCAACUGUAUCACAGACCUUUUGAAAUUCUUUCAACUAUCAGUAGGCUAAUGACCAAUAAUUUAAUUGUUUAAAGGUUCUCGCAAGAUUUUUUCUGGGACAAAUGUUAAUUCCUUGUAUGUAGUUGUCAGUAUUAUCCUACUGUACCUGGAAGUAGCAGAGUGAACUACAAUAAUUCUUAUUCCUCAGAAACUUCUUAUACAAUUAACUUGACUUAGUAAAGAUAGAUUAACUACAGUUCAAAUUCUACUCUUGGAGUUUAAGGAAGAGUGUAGUGCCAGCCACCUUUGAACCUAACCCUGUGCCCCUCACAUCCAGAACACCUGUAUACAUAUACAACAAACAGAUCUAGAUGAACAGUGAAAUUACAGUAGAAAUCUACAUAUUCCAUGAUUGGAAGAUGGAUACAAAGGUACAACUUGGAUUUCCUUCAACGUGAGUGUUUAAGAUUGUAAUUAAAAUGAUAGUUGACCUCAAAAAGUAUCAAUAUUUUUCAUUAUGUAUAACUUUGCUUCCAUGGCAAAAGGAUGGCAAGCCUACCAUCCUUGUCUUUGAACUAAUGAUAAGUAAUAGUCUCAGACUAUGACAAAAAGUAAUGUAAAAUCCAUCCAAUCCAUUAUUUCUCUAAUUAUGCAAUUAGCAUUGUAGGCAGUUAUUAUCCAGGGGACCCAAGUGAACUGAACUAAUCCUUCUGGCAGGUUCAAAUCAUUUACUACGUAUGGCUGUUCUAAUGACUUUUAUCAUUAGAAUCUUACAUUGUGCAGUCACCAGAAAUUUCCAAAGUACUGUAAUGGAAACAAUCUCAUUUGGAAACUUUAAAAAUAGGCUCUAUGUACAUAUAUAAUAUACACUUAAGAAUAUGUUGACUUCACUUAUUAAUCUUAGGGAUUUAUUUUCAAUCAAUGUUUAUUUUCUAGCGGUCAACUAGUGUCAUUUCCAUUUGGGGAUAAUGUCAUCUCAGCACAUAUUUUUCUGUUUGGAAGCACAUUGUUGUUUAGUUAAGUUUGAAAUGGGCAUAUUACACAGGACAUAAAGGUAGCACCUUUAAAACAAGAGAAAUGUGGAAUUUGAGUUAGAGUGAAAAUUUUUACAACUUUAUUGUUCUUUCUGUCCCCUGAAUGAUUUCCUAUAUUGUAAUGGACUGUCCUGUACACUAAUACGUAUUUUAUGCUUCAUGCUUGGGCUAUUUUCAACUUUUAAGGUUUUCUUUUCCUAGCUCUUCAGACACAUACACACACACUCACACACACACACACAAAGACACACAGAGGAAUGCAACAAAAUGUUAUAAGAGGGCUUCACAGCAAUGAGUCAGUAUGUAUUAUAGUCACAAGUAUAUAUUUAAAAAGAUAGCUUAGUAAAAUUAAUAAGAACUAGAUACCUAUAGCAAUAGAACAGCACCUUAACCACAAAAUUUAUGGUGAAAUUAAAGGGUGCUCUAUCUUUAUGUAUCAUUUCAGGUAAAAAGUUGAGCCAAGAAAGAUAGUCCCAUCAAAAGACAAGUAUUAUCAAAAGUUGUACUUAUGAACUUUUGGUGGUAAGUGGAAUUUCUGAGAGUUGACACAAGAAAUUUCCAAUGUUUCAGGGUAAAGUUGACUUUUUCCUUCUACGUGAAAGUAAGUAGUUCUACAGUGAAAUGUUUGAGAUAUGCGUGGCAGGAUAUUUUAUCCCACCCUGAACAUGGCAUAUUGUGUCAAGAACAGUUUGAUAUAACUAUUGAAUAUUUGGUUAACUUCUUGGGACAAAAGCUAUGAUAAAAUAAAUCUAGAGAAAAUUAGGUACUCUGAGCCUAGAGCUGAAUAUUUAGUACUGUUCUUUUAAGAACCAGGUUGGUGGGACUUUUUUCUAUAAGACUCCAUGACAUCAUGCAAAUAUUAAAAACAAUAGAUCCAUCAUUCCCCCGCCCAUCCUCACUUCCUUUCCACCAGAAAUCAGCUUUAACACUACUCCAUGUGCAGAUUUUCUAAAGUUCUAGGUCCUGGGUCAACAUUCAAAAGUUAGUUUUAAGUUCAAUUUUCACGUCUGUGUCUUGAUUUUAGAUAGUGACAAUGAGAAGAUUGAAGGAGAGGGGGAAGAAGUAAAAUUUUUAAUAUCUGUUUUUAAUCACAGAAAUGAAAAAUUUAUUAAAUCAAAGUAGGUUUCUUUUGCAUACAGAAUCAUUUCAAAGAUAAUGAAGGCUUUUUGACUUUUUUGCUCUCUAUUCAAGGGAAACUAUUUCAUUAAACCACAAAGAUAUACCCUAGAAUAAGCUAUGACUUUAAAAACACGGCACCUAAGUAAAAAACCCCUUCAUUCAGUGCCCACUUUCUGCUGAACAUAUGUGUCUCCAAAUAAGUAAAUAAAUCAAAUAAGAAAGAAAUAAAGACAGUUUCAUAAAAUCCUAAGGGAAGUCUGGGCACAGUAAAUAUAUAUUUCUCUUGGAACGUCCCUGGUUUUAUAGUCUGGGUGUAUAAAGGAAGGUUCAGCUACAAAAUUACUCCAUUUUUAGAUGGAACAAAGCUGGUGAUUCAAUUUAACUCAGUAUAAAAAUAUGUGGCUUAGUUUUCUUGUCAGCUCUUAAAAAGUUGUGCAAGAAGUUCUUAAAAAUUGAAUCCAUAUCUUAGAAGCAUUCAAAUUUUAAGGAUCUAAAAUAACUUUGUAAUGUUUCUAUUACCUUUCUUCUAAGUACAUAAAUUUUAGAUGUCCUGAAUUGUUGAACAAUAUCUUACAUCAAAUGUUUUGCCCUGAAAUGGAUAUUUCCUCUGGAUAAUGAUAUACAGCCUACCAGUUGGACAUUCUGAGAUUCCAUACUUUUUAACACAUAAAAAUAUGCAGCUGAAAGGAAAGAAUGAAGUCGGUUCCUGGGCAGAGACUGAAUUUUUAAAUCAGGUACUUAUCUUUAUCAACUAAAUUCAUUUUCCCUAGGAACUGAUUCACCAAAUAAGCUCUUUUAUCCUUGUCUCUAGUUUUGAAGUGAUGUAAUUACUUUGGAAGAACUGUCUAAAAAGUCAUGAUCCCCACUAUUUUUGAAAGACAUCCUCUGAAAAGGAUCAUUUUAGUGUGAUUUUAAUUUUUAUGUUUUAUCUAGAUGAAAUCUUUUUUGAAAUGUGACAUUGUGACAAGGGACUCAAAAUCCAAGCAGUCUGCUGUGUUUAAAUUAGCACUGCAACCUAACCUUCCUCAUAAGGUUGUGAGAGUAGAAAGAUUAACGCCUGGCAUGUGGAUCUUGAGGAAGAUGAACUGUUUCCUAAGCUUUGACGAACAGCUUUCUUUUCUACAGAAUACAGAAUUACACUACGGUCUCCUCAAAAGUUCAGUGACUAUUACACUUGCAGCAUUUUUAAGCUCUCUUUGGCAUCUUUAUGGAAUAAUUUUCUAAAGGGAUAAUUCUGUACUAAAAAUACCAGACCCCGACCACAAUGAAUGCAGAGCGCAAUACCGUCUGAGAAAGCGAGUACACUGACUCACACACUUGUUAAUAAAGAAAUAGCUCAUUUUUAAAGCUAGAAGUUUAUGGUCUCUGCAUCAUCGAUUUAAUUUAAGCAUUGCUGAGACAAUCUGUAAUCUACUCCUUAUUUUGUGAUACCUUAUUUAUGAUGCAUUUUCAUUUUUUAAUUUGGGGGAAACAUUAGCCCAACAGAGCCAGCAGAUGAAAGUGCAGAAAGGAGGUCAAAUGGAAACAAAGGCUAUUACCCACUAUAUUUCAGACAGGAUGGAGGCACUUAGCCGAAGAGCCACUGGGUUAUUAGAUUAAUUUCAAAAGAGCUUUUACAAGUUGCUUAAUUCCAUUUUUUUUAAAAACCCAUGGACCACAAACUCAAAUUUCUCCUCAAAUGGGGUUAAUUUGACAAAUGAGGCAUGGACCCAGCACUGCAGAGAAAGCAUUCCACUAUAAUGAGAUCUUGGUCUUUCUUGUGAGACUAGCCUAUUUAUGUAAAUAUAUCUGGAGGCACCUUCUACAAGCUUUUAGUUUUCUAUGAUCUAUUAGUUUAGUGUUUAUUAAAGAAUCAAAUGUAUAGAAUUACUAGGCAUUCAGGGGGAAUGCUGUGUAGCAAAUGUAAAAUGGAUCUGCUCAGAAGAAACACAAGAACACUUCAAACCCACUGUACUGUUUCGUUGGUGAUUAUUUCAUAGCUUUGAGAGUAAACUACAUCAACAUAGGCCUUAUAAUAAAUGCUAUGUGAGUCUUUAGUAAUACCAAGCUAAGGCAAUUUGGCAUUCUCCUACUGUGAUUUGUGACUUUAAACCAAGAAAAUAAAAGCUUUUUGGUAUUGAUUGUAUUUAAUUAAAAAUACUUCCAAGUAUAAAUUGAAACUGUUGCCACCCUUGAAGAUUUACUAGUUGGAGUGCUCCGUUCAUGUUGUUUUUCACGGUAUCAUUCACGUCCUCAGCAACAAGAAUACCUGAGGGAAAAAAUGCCCGCUCAGUUGCCAUCCACAUUUCUAGUUAUGGAGAUUUUCAUAACUUCGCAGUUUACCUGGGAAAGUUUUCUGUAUUAGAAGAAUGAGAUUGAAACAAUUACCUUGUAGCUCAGUGUGGCCAGGCCUUUUUGUUGUAGUCAAGUGGCAAAUAUGCACUCCUUGAAAUGGCUUAGUUUAUUUUGUUUUGUUUUCUCAGACUUAUAAAUUUGAAAAGAAUGCAAUUUAAAAAAUGAUUUCUCACAAAGAGUAAAUAUGCCUUUUGCAAACUGAUUUUUGUAACGUUAUUUAUAUGAUAUUACUUAAUAAACUGGGUUUUUUUCUAA
Molecule: messenger RNA, 8883 nt
Organism: Chinchilla lanigera (long-tailed chinchilla)
Lineage: Eukaryota; Metazoa; Chordata; Mammalia; Rodentia; Chinchillidae
Gene: Cdh6
Product: cadherin 6, type 2, K-cadherin (fetal kidney)
Exons: 12
Coding region: 967-3339 (790 amino acids)
Biological process (GO): multicellular organism development; calcium-dependent cell-cell adhesion; cell morphogenesis
Cellular component (GO): plasma membrane; adherens junction; catenin complex
Molecular function (GO): calcium ion binding; cadherin binding
Source: RefSeq, a predicted model, not a curated record